Molecule: messenger RNA, 771 nt
Organism: Acanthosepion pharaonis
Lineage: Eukaryota; Metazoa; Mollusca; Cephalopoda; Sepiida; Sepiidae
Source: the annotation of a GenBank genome assembly
AUGCUUUCAAACAGUUCCAUCUACUCUAUUUCCCUCACACAGCUAAGUCAACCUGUGAUCUCCUUUUCCCCUUUUUUUUUUUUUUUUUUUUCCCUUUUUCCCCCUUUUUUUCUUUAUUCCCCCUUUUUUUCUUCCCCUUUUUCCCCUUUAUUCCCUUUUUUUUCUUUAUUCCCUUUUUUCUUUAUUCUUUUUUUUUCUUUAUUCCCCUUUUUUUCUUUAUUCCCCUUUUUUUCUUUAUUCCCUUUUUUCCUUUUCCCUAUCCCCCCCUUUUCCCUUUUUUUUUCUUUCCUCCCCUUCCCCCCUCAUAUUCGAGAUCCCAAUAAUGUUCCGCACUCUAUGCACAACCUGAAAAUAACUGUGAAGGACUUGAACACGCCUCCCCCACAGCAAGCGGUUGCCCGCAAGAUGAUGACGGAUACUGUCGCAAGUGCUCAGCCACAGUUAAUGGAUGGUAACCAAAGGAAUGUUAUUACAAUUGGGGACUAUGAUCUUCAGCUCAGUGCCACUACACCAUGGUUUGAAGCUUACAGAGAAUGUUUUCUUCAUUUGUUGCCACCAUCGGAUCAUGAAUUUCUCAACCACUGUCUCGCAUGCAUGUUUGUUGUUUCCUCCGGCCACACUGAUCCACUCGGAGUAUUCAACACUUUAUCACAACAGCAGAGCCAGCAACACAAUCAAUUUCCAAACAAGUUGCCCAAAUGGUUCUGUCCUAACAUUCUCAAGUACUAUGUACUCUUACAUGAUGUAGUGGAAGGAGAACAAGCAAAGUGA